Messenger RNA from Trichomycterus rosablanca, 1905 nucleotides. It is a transcript of the gene grwd1, whose product is annotated as glutamate-rich WD repeat containing 1. The coding region runs from base 1 to 1362 and encodes 453 amino acids. The record is from RefSeq and is a predicted model, not a curated record. The transcript has 7 exons. Lineage: Eukaryota; Metazoa; Chordata; Actinopteri; Siluriformes; Trichomycteridae. Gene Ontology annotation, cellular component: nucleolus. Gene Ontology annotation, biological process: ribosome biogenesis. Gene Ontology annotation, molecular function: protein binding.
AUGGCUGCGCCCGAUGAAAACACGCUUCCUCAGAAAGAUGAAGAUCUGGAGGACAUGGAAGCGAGCGAUAGUGAUGAGGAUGAAAUGGAGGAAGAAGGGCAGGCUGAGGGAGGGGAAAGCAAGGUUUAUGUACCCGGUAUUCAGCCACUUCAGCCAGGAGAGGAGCUGGAAAUGGACCGAUCAGCUUACCGCAUGUACCACGAGUGCCAGACAGGUGCACCUUGUCUGAGUUUUGAUGUGGUGUGUGAUGGUCAGGUAGAAGGUAGAGAGACAUUUCCUCUCUCUAUGGUGCUGUGUGCGGGGACCCAAGCAGACACGGCUCUCAGCAACAGAUUGAUUGUCAUGCGCAUGCACAACCUGUUUGGCACCGAAAACCAGCCUGAAAAUGAGGAUGAGGAGGAGAACAGUGAGGAGGAGAGCAGUGAUGAUGAGGAAGAUCUGGAAAAGAAGCCACAGAUGGAGUUGGCUAUGAUGCCACAUUAUGGAGGAGUCAAUAGAGUCAGAGUGACUCAGCGUGGUGAGCAGACGUUGGCUGCAGUCUGGUGUGAGAAGGGUCAGGUGGAGAUUUUUGAUCUUCGAUCGCAGCUGGAGGCCGUUCACAGUUCCGCUGCUAUGGCAGCGUUCAUAAAGCAGAAUAAGGAGGCCACACCCUUGUUCAGUUUUUCAGGUCACAUGUCUGAAGGAUUUGCCAUUGACUGGUCUCCUAAAGAACCAGGCCGCCUUGUAAGUGGGGACUGCAAAAAGAACAUUCACUUGUGGGAACCUCAGGAGGGUGGAACUUCUUGGAAAAUUGACCAGCGACCAUUUAGCUCCCACACCAAGUCAGUGGAGGACCUCCAGUGGUCACCGACUGAAGCUACAGUUUUCGCCUCCUGCUCAGUGGAUCACUCCGUUCGGAUUUGGGACAUUAGGGCUCCACCGAACUCGAUGCUAUCAGCCAACGAGGCACACUCGACAGAUGUUAAUGUCAUCAGCUGGAAUCGGACUGAACCAUUCCUGCUGUCUGGAGGGGAUGAUGGGCUUCUGAAGGUGUGGGACCUACGACAGUUUCAGUCUGGGCGUCCGGUGGCCAGCUUCAAGCAGCACAGUGCCCCUAUAACAUCGGUGGAAUGGAACCCUGUUGACUCCAGCGUGUUUGCAGCCUCUGGGGCAGAUGAUGUAGUCAGCCAAUGGGAUCUCUCGGUGGAGUCAUGUGACGCAGGGGAGCAGGCAGACAGCCUAAAGAAGCUCCCACCACAGCUGCUGUUCUUGCAUCAGGGACAGACAGAGGUGAAGGAGCUCCACUGGCACCCCCAGAUACCAGGCACCCUCGUCUCUACGGCACUGUCAGGAUUCAACAUCUUUAGAACUAUCUCCGUCUGACAAGAACUGCACCUUUCUGCUUUCAAGUUACUUAAUAUUUGAAUUACAGCCUGUGAUUGGUUCAGUUAUCCUCUCACUUCGCUUAAUCAUGGGCAUGUGCACUGCAUAGAGUCCACAUCUGCAUAGACUAACGUCGUUGUUUAUGGACAGCAAAGGAAAAAUGCAGCAGUCAGACUUCAGCCACAUUGCAACAGGUCACUUGAUGAAAAUAGGCUUGUGAAGACUAUACAUCAUUUGAUAGUAUAGUAAAGUAACUCCUUCACACUAUUUUGGUUUCAACACUUAAAAUAAUGAGAAACAGAGACCUGUUUGCCCUCCGUACAGUUUUUAGUCUAGUAUUAUGACAUACAUGCUGUCUUAACUACUUACCUGAAGAUUCGGUGCAUGUUUUGUCCUCACUGAAGGUCUCUCCUCUGUAUUUCUUAGUCAUCUAAUAAACGGAGCUAAAUACAUCUAGAUCCAAUGUUUGUACCCUGCUAAAAAUUAUAAUUCAUGUCCUUCAUCUUCAUGGUCACUAAUAAAGCUCCAUGUUGUUAUACCAAA